UUAUAGUUUUUCAAAAAUUUAUAUGAAUAGUCACAACUUUUUCAGAUUUGUAGAAAAUUAUUUUAAAAUAGUAACUUUACAAUUUAUUAUGAAUAUGCACAUAGUUACUAAAAUAUACUUUAUUGCAUAAUAAAAAGAUACAACUCUUAAAUUAAUAUAUAUAUUUAGAAAGACACUUUUUGGAGUACUUAACAUCUUUUAAAAAGCUAAUUUCUCUUUUAGAAUGAAAAACACACAACUUUUAGAAUUAAUAUAUUUUAAAAAAUAAAAAAUGAAAACACACAACUUCGACUUUUGACAUUACAAUGAACUGACACACAACUAAAGAUACAUACACACAUCAUAUAAUAAUUUGAAAAUCUUUUAAAACUAUUUUCGGUUGCAUAACUUAAAGACACAACCUUUCAUAUUUUGCACUACAAGAAACAUGGGUGAAAGCCGACUACCAUUUCUGAGAACAGAGGUUGUCGAAAAAUUAUCAACGACACACCGUCAACGUCGCGAGGAAUGAAAACUUUCUCGGUAUCUUCUCAGAAAUUUCGGACAAAACUAUUAUCUCCGUAUGUUCUGGGAAAGUUUCGUCAGCAUUUUGUCAGGUAAAGGCAAAAACUUUCGAGAAACAUAAAUCAUGGCAUUUAAUCACAUUUCUUGUCGGAAUUUCUUGGAACUUAACGGUGGUACGUUAUUCUCGGUGAUUCGUUGUACAUUUCAUCGGAAACUCGUCAAAACUGUUGAGUAUUACACGAGAAAACAUUCCAUAUCUGAAACUUAACCUCUUCUCUCUUAUCUUUUUCUUCUUAUCUCUCUUCUCCUAUCUUCUCUUCUCUCUAUUCUCUUCGUUUUGUCUUUCGGCUCUGUUUUUCCAUGAUCAACACUUCACAAAAUAUGUUUUUCUCUUAACCACCGUGAAACUCUUUUUGCCACGCCUCACCCUCUUGCUCCGCCGUCGGCCUACCUGCUUGCACUGCCGCUAUACCUCCUUACACCACCACCACUCCUCCUUGCUCUGCACCGGCCCACCGCCGCUACACCUCCUUGCACCACUACAAUCCUUGCUCGGUUGCUCCGCCACCGGCUCACCUGCUUGAACUGCCGCUACACAUCCUUGUUCCACCACCGCCCCUCCUUGCUCCUUUCAUUGACGCCACACCUCCUUGGACCACCACCGUAACUCAUUCCACUGCUACUACCUUUGCCGCUCACUCCACCACUACCAUCAUCAGUACAACCACUAUUUUUGCUUUAAUUUUUUAUAAAUAUACUAAGUUGUCGGAAAUCCAUUGGUCUUGAUUUCUCGUACGUUUCUUGCAAAUUCCGAUCAUUUUCCUACAAACAUUUCCGACAAUGAUUGUCAAUUUUUCAUCCACUUACCGUUAACUUUCCGACAGAUGAUGAUUUGAAACACUCAAACUCAGACAAACCUCUGAUCCUUGGAAAACAAUAGAAAACAUUAUUCCGACCCAUUCCUGACUAAUAUGGCUGUCGGCUUUCACCCUUGUUUGUUGUAGUAUUUAGGAUUAUUAUAGCGUUUGCUAUGUAGUCCACGGUUAUUAGAAAGUGUUCAAAUUCUAAUACAUUUGAUGGUGAACCUUGUUAUAUUAGGAAACGUUUAGCAUAAUGUCCUAUAUAUAGGAGAUGUAUGUGAGUUGGGAGCUAAGACAUAUACUGCGUUGUCAUAAAUUUCCAUCCCAAUAAUACAUCAAAAUUGCAUUUGUUCUUCGCAAGUUCGGACACGCUGUUGUUGCUCUACACGGUUGUUUACAAACGGAGAUUUGUUUUAAACUAAUGCAAUUAUUAUAUAAAAUGAAAAAAAAAACACAUUGCGAAUGCAACUUUAAAAUGAAAACAGUACACAAAUUAGUGAAGACCUUAUGAAUGUGACCUAUUUAUAGUUUUUCUUAAAUCUAUAAGAAUAGUCACAACUUUUCAAUUUUAAAAAGAUACGUAUGAUUGGUUACAACUUACCAAUAGUCACAGCCUUUCAACAUAAUUAGAAUUUACAACCUUUGGAAUUAAUUGGGACUGCUAUUAUUAGUAGAUUUAUAGUAAAAUUAUCCAACUUAUUGUAUUUCGAGUAAUUUCUCAUCUUUACUUGAAAUUAUUUUAAUGAAAUUAUUGUCAUCUUUACUACAAAAUUAUUUUGAAGUACAAUGUAUUAUAGUUUAAAGAAAAACAUUUUUUGUUGUUUAAACAGUAUCUCAAAUUUUCUCUUCUCAACUAUAUAGGUCCAAGUUAAUUUACUUCCAUAUAAAUUUUAAGUUUAGAAAAAAUAUGUAAACUAUACGUAAUAAUGCUUUCAAAAUAAUUUUUGUUACAAAAAUACAAAAUUUAUAGUAAUAAUAUAUAAGCCAUAUAAAAAUGGGUAUUAUAAAGCUAUAUAAUAUAUAACACUAAAUUGCAUUAAGUUACCGAUAAAUUUUGUUAUAUAAACUAAAAUAUUUUAUUAUAGAAAGAAAAACCGCACAGAUGUGCGAGUCAAGAACUAGUUUUGUAGUUGUUGUAUUUACUGUAUUGAUUAUUUUAUUUUUUUCACUACAAUUUUAUUUAUUGGAAUUAAGAUAAUAUAAAAUUUGGUAAAGUCACAGACCAUUGCACAUCCGUUGACCAUCAUGCCGCGGCAAUCUUUUCUUCACUUGUGAUGCCAAUUGCCAAUGUUGACAAAGCCUCAACAUUUUAUACUUCAUUGUAGUGUAACUAUUUCGUUUUUAUUCUCAUUACAUUUUAUUAGUUUUAAGAAAUCAUGCGAAAACCAAAUCCUUAUGUUUCUAUGUUAAUUCUGUUAUGAAAAAUACGUUUGUUUUGUGCAUGUCUUGAUAUGUUUUGUAAUCAAAUUCAGUUUAUGGUGGUAAAAAUAUCUCUUAGGUUUAAGUUGAUGCCUAGUCGAACUAAUCUAAUAAACAUUGGAAAAUUGUUAAACCAUUUGAACUAAAAAGGAAAGAAAGAAAAUUAAACACCGAUCAGGUCAGACUACUAAUUAGAAACCGUUUUCACAGUUACACACCUCCAUUAUACUCUUUCUGUUUCAUAUUACUCGUCGUUAUAGAGUAAAAUUUUUGUUACAAAAUAAAUGUUGUUUUAUAAUUUCAAUGCAAAAUUUAAUGAUUUUAUAUUUUAUCUACUUUUCAAUUGGUUGAAAUAUGGUUAGGUGUAUUGGUAAUGAUGUUUUUAUCUAGUAAAUAUACAAAAUUAAUUAUUUUUUUAAUUUGUGUGCUGAAUUUUAAAACGAUAACUAAUCUGUAACGGAUGGAGUAAUAAACAAUUAAGCAUUAUUUCCAUCUCUUCACCUGCCCUGGUAAAAGUCAAAGUAAUUAACAAGCAUAAAACAUAGAAGUUAUCUUAGAGUAUUAGUCUAUUAGAUAUACAUCAAGGAACAUAAAAUUCUAACGAUUUGUAUAGCUUGUGUACUUUUGAGUUUCUACUAAAUAAUAAUUUUAAAAACAUACAAAAUUAUAUGGUUUUUUUUUUUUUUGAAACACAAAAGUAUAUGGUAAGAUUUGAAGAAAUUGUCUUGCAUUUUUAAUACUUCUAAAAUUGUGUAGUCAAAUCAAUAGUCUUAAAUUUAUUUAGAAAAUGGACAGUGUUAUUAAUUUACGGCUCUAUGUUCUGACCCUUUCGCCUAAUUGACUUUGUAAAACAGAUUAAAAUAAAAUUACUGCAAAGAAGUGUGUAUUCGGUUCCCAAAAACUGUUUUGCAAGUGUUAAUACUUGCCCAUAAAAUAACUCCAAUGUAAACAGUGAAGUGUACUAUAUAUAUCCUCAUUUGGAACCCACAAAUCAUAUCCAACCAAGAAAAAGUAUGAAGAUCUCUUCUCAAACCCUAGUUUUCGUGACUAUAGCACUUGUCCUAGCUUUUGCAGUUCCUCUGAAAGCCCAAGAGAGUCAACAAGAUUACCUCGAUGUGCACAACCGUGCUCGUCCUGCUGUUGGUGUGGGUCCUUAGGCUAUAAGAUGGCAUGCGGAUGUGGCGGCAUACGCCCGACAAUAUGCUCUGCGAAUGCGAGGGGACUGUCGUCUCAUUCACUCAGGCGGACGUUACGGCGAAAACUUGGUAGGAAGCACUGGUGAUCUGUCUGGAGCUGACGCAGUGAGGUUGUGGGUCAACGAGAAGAAAGACUACUUCUACAAUUCGAACACUUGUCGUUCCGGAAAAGCAUGUGGUCACUAUACUCAAGUUGUGUGGAGAAACUCUGUGUGGGUUGGAUGUGCAAAAGUCAGGUGUAACAGUGGUGGAACUUUCAUUAUUUGCAGCUAUGAUCCUCCUUCGCUUAGGGCUGGUUUUCUUGACCGAUUCUUACGAACUGACGUAAUUUUUUAACCGUUGAUUAAAAUGACUUCAAACUAUAUUAAAGUGAAAGCUAACACAAUGU
Messenger RNA from Brassica napus (rape), 4367 nucleotides. Its product is annotated as pathogenesis-related protein 1-like. The record is from RefSeq and is a predicted model, not a curated record. NCBI's taxonomy places the organism in Eukaryota, Viridiplantae, Streptophyta, Magnoliopsida, Brassicales, Brassicaceae. Gene Ontology annotation, cellular component: extracellular region.